Labeo rohita (rohu) is the source of this 1741-nucleotide messenger RNA. It is a transcript of the gene efcab12, whose product is annotated as EF-hand calcium-binding domain-containing protein 12. The record is from RefSeq and is a predicted model, not a curated record. Lineage: Eukaryota; Metazoa; Chordata; Actinopteri; Cypriniformes; Cyprinidae. The coding region runs from base 332 to 1735 and encodes 467 amino acids. The transcript is spliced from 7 exons.
ACACUGGUGUUGCAAUAGUAAGUUAAAUGGCAUUGGUAGUAUCAUGUCUUGUCUACAAACAGUAGAAGUAUUUAAGAUGCAACUGACAAUAUAGUUUCUGAAAUAAUUUAAUUAAACUUAAAACUGCUUCUGUACAGUCCAUGACUGUCUUGAGUCAAAAUCAAGAGAAGCUUUGACCUUUGAGAAAGAAGAAUGGAUGUCAUGGAUACACAUGUAAACAUACCACCCAUAGACUUUAGUUACUUCACAGCUACAUUUACAGAAGUGAGUGGCGUUGAAUAAAAAUAUUACAAUUUAGCUUAAUUUUAUUUGAACAGCUUUUUUUUAAACAAUGCUAAAAAGUCCAGUAUUGGGAACGGAGUGCUUACUGGGAGACCCGACGCUGGAAGAGGAAUUCAGGCGGUUAAAAAAGCGAGAUUUGACAGAGACGUACUUAUUUCAACUGGCAUGUGGUUCGCUGGGACCACAAAAAUGCAGUGGUAGUGCCUUUAGGAAACAUAUAAUGGAUAAGAUGAAAACAUCAACUCAACCACAGCCGAAACACCUUGACGCUCGACCUGCUAUACCUGCGUCAGAAAACAGAGGCGCUGCUGGGUUCUACUCGCGUUUCCCUGUAGACAAGCCAGCGGAACACCCGGACUGUAUCAGGGACAUGAAAGCGUUAAGAGAAGCGCUAGAAGGGAUGGGAGAUCUACGCAGGUGGCUCCAUAAUAAACCCAUUCUGACCGACUUGGAGUUUGCCGUCAUGGAACAAGACCGAAAAGCUAAGCGGAUGUCAUCACUCCUCACAGAAACAAGAUUCGUUCGACCACCACCAGAUUCGGUUACUUCUCCGCUGGCUCUCAGACGUGAAGUUGAAGGAGUGAACAACUUUGUGCGCAUGUGUGAUGCCUGCAACCUCUCCAAACUCUUAGACUGGAAUGAGACUGGUAAAUUAAAGCGUGUAGACCUCUGUGCUCUGUUUAAGAAGGAAGGCUUCUUCAUACAACCUGAGCGUCUGAAUGUGCUGAUGUCCUUAUUGAAAAGUAAGAAUGGAAACUCAGUAACUGUGGAAGACCUGGCUGCUGGUAUUCAGGCCUGGAGCAGAAAGUAUCAGGAAAAGGAAGAACAACAAUCAAACCCAGCUUAUUGGAAUGCAGACUAUGAUAAAACAAUUGGGUCAAGACAUCAUCCUCCAGUGCAUGGAGAGGAGAAAGAUGACCAGGAGGGCUUGCAGGAUGUGGAGGUGUUAGUGAUCAUGCGGAGAGUUCUGGCAGCCAGCAAGACCUCUUGCCCUUCUUCUCUGAGUGGCCCAGUGGGCAGAGAAGUGGAUCGUUUCAGUAGACUUUCUUUCAGAGAAUACCAAAAAACACUGGAGCAAUGCCAACGACAAGGUCUUAAUGUGAGCCAGGCUACACUACAGAAAGUUCUGGUGCUCCCUGGUGACAUGAGCUUGUCUAGCAUCAGAUUAGGAGGGAAAGGUCACUUCAGGACAACCAGAGUUGAAGGUGGAGGACAUAAGGGCCACAAAGAGAUGAAGAAGCAGUCAGUUUGCUGGGCGGACCCUAAUGCUUUCUGGCCAGGAAGGGAAGAUCAUGUGCGCUUGUUUCUGCCUGUAAUGACAAGCUCUGCUGCAAUGGUUUUAUUUCAGCGUAUUGAACGUACUGCUGUGCCAAGUCCUGGACACUGGCCUGUAAAUCAUUUAGGAUACUCAACCUCUGGAGACAUAGAAGCUUGUAAAACAUACACCCUCUAGAACAUC